Penicillium cataractarum is the source of this 1914-nucleotide messenger RNA. RefSeq lists its product as uncharacterized. The record is from RefSeq and is a predicted model, not a curated record. The transcript is spliced from 2 exons. NCBI's taxonomy places the organism in Eukaryota, Fungi, Ascomycota, Eurotiomycetes, Eurotiales, Aspergillaceae. The coding region runs from base 1 to 1914 and encodes 637 amino acids.
AUGGCGGUCCGCCGCUCCGCGCGCCUGCGCAGUGCUAGCGCCCAGCCGUCUCCAGGCCCUGAGGCUCAAGAGUCAGUUCCUCAACCCGAUAUCAGAUACAGGCUCGCCUCUGUCGAAGAACGCGACGAGACUCCCGCCGAUGACCACUCCUCCAUCCGCACCCCAAUCACCAAGAAAAGUCUCCAGAGAACCCCAACCGCAACUUCACAUCGCAAAAUGACGGAUGCAAGAACUCCCACUUCCAACUCGGCGGUCCGUCCACCUCCCGAGGAAAUGCAUCCUAGCAAGGCACAGCAGAGCACGGCCAAAAAGGUCGACUCGGGAUUGAUCCUAGGCUUCAAUCCAAUUCAAAAGGAUGCCAACGGCAACAUUGUGAAGAAUUCCGUUAUCCAAGACACCCCGUCCAAGUCGAAGGCCUCACCAGCACCCACCCAAUUCGGCACUCCGGGCUACGAGUUCAAGCGCGGCCAAGAAUCUCAGCUCAGCGACGAGGCCAAGCAAUUGAUGGACAGUGUUCGUGGCGAAGUUGCACGAAUCAAAGCGCAAAUGAUCCUUGACAAGUCGAAGCAGGAUCAGCAAGAUCACGAAGCCGAGAACAUGCACGGCGACCGCAGGAUUGCUAAGCCCAAGGGCAAGGCUGGCCGCUUCAGUGACGUGCAUAUGGCCGAGUUCAAGAAAAUGGACUCAAUCGCGGGACAUCCUUCCUCUUUCCGGGCUGCGCCAGAUCGUUUCCAGCCCGUGACAAAGUCCUUGAAGCGUACCAAGUCGAAGGCACAGCUUGACGAGUCCGAGCCUCAGAAAUCCUCCCCAUCACGAUCUUCGGCGAAGCCAUCGACAGAAACUUUGUCUACGACCUCAACCCCUACGGCCAAGCGUGCCAAACCUAAUCCAACCGCCGACACAUCAGUCGUCCGCCCUCAGGUCGAGGCCAAGGUUUCUACGACACAAAAGCCUGCCGGCCCUCGUCCUCGGCCAAGAAUCACCAGCUCUCUCAUGACACCGACCCGGGCUUCAAUGGCGCGUUCCGGAUCCGUCAGUAUCAAGGCUCCCAAGACAUCCUUGAUCCCUUCCCUGGCACGAUCCCCCUCCACCAAGGGUCUUGCAUCUCCCCGUACUCCGCGCACUGAAUUCAAUCCGCGGUUCAAGAGCAGCUUGCCCACAUUGAACCAUCUCAAGUCUAUCCUUCGCAAGCGCCAGCCCUUGUUCUCCCGCGAUCCUGCCAAAAUUGCCGCUGGUACGCACGUAGCUGCUCCCGACUUCAACCCUGACUCGCUCUUUGGCACUCGGAAUGAGACGACUGAUUCUGCGCCAACCCCAUCGCCAAAGAAGCACGUCGAGUUCACCCCCAGUGUCAAGUCUCGUUAUGACUUGGCCCAUGCGUCGCCAUCCCGGUCCAAGAUUCCCACCACUCCCUCCCGUUCUAACCUAUCCGAUAUCGUCUAUCCUACUCUCCCUACUCUCACUCCGGACCAUAAUGCUGCUGCUUCUAGUGGAGCCCAGUCGGAUAACAUUUUGUCCCCCACAAUUCGACACGUCCGCAAGUCUAAUGCCGCCGAGGAGGGAUCUGUGUACCCCGAGCUUCCCGUUGUAGCUCAUGGUAUCGCUCAUGGAAUUGGCAACAAGAAGAGACGCCGAGACGAAGCUGACGAUGACGACCUUCCAAAUGCUGAAGAUGCCGAGAACGUUCCCCCGGCUGAUUCGCUGGCGGGUGAACGCAGCACUAAGAGGCUGAAAAAGUCGAUUCUGCCCACCCCAAGCCCUAUUAAAUCCCGACCUAUCAAAACCCCUGUUCGCUUGUCGUCGGCUCGUGUUGGUACUCCUUCAAGUGCAACCGCUAGUGCGAAGCAAAAGUCCCGCAGCGUCCUCAGCCUCAGCCGUUUGAACAUGCUCGCCAAGCCCAAGGGCCAAGCUUGA